Sporothrix schenckii 1099-18 is the source of this 951-nucleotide messenger RNA. RefSeq names its product transcription initiation factor TFIID TATA-box-binding protein. Gene Ontology annotation, molecular function: RNA polymerase II general transcription initiation factor activity; DNA binding. The record is from RefSeq and is a predicted model, not a curated record. Gene Ontology annotation, biological process: DNA-templated transcription initiation. Lineage: Eukaryota; Fungi; Ascomycota; Sordariomycetes; Ophiostomatales; Ophiostomataceae. The coding region runs from base 1 to 951 and encodes 316 amino acids. The transcript is spliced from 4 exons.
AUGUCGUCUUCCGUUACUGUCGUGAACUCUGCAGCGCCAGCGCCUGGCCUGUACUCGCAGUCUUCGAUGGACUCGCUCAACUCGCACCCGUCGACCGCCGCACAAGCUCGCGCUUUCACAGCCCCAUCGUCACUCUCGUUUCCGGGAGGAACCGAGACCAUGCAGACUCCCCCGUCUGAAAAAGACGGCAGCGUGCCCAACGGCACCGCGAAGGCUGGCUCUGCUACCCCAGCGCCUGGAACGGCCACGGGACCGGCGGCUGCUGCGGCGGCGGCGCAGGCGGUGGGCGUGAGCGGCAUCGUGCCGACGUUGCAGAACAUCGUUGCGACCGUCAAUCUCGACUGCCGUCUGGAUCUCAAGACGAUUGCGCUGCAUGCCCGCAACGCCGAGUACAACCCGGUUCGUAUACUCUUUUACUCCGCCCAAGCACUCUACCUUCCCGCGGCCCACGUCCUGUCCUCUCCUCGCCCCCUCGUCGUCUUGCAUGGCGGCCAGAUGGCCUGGUCUGAUUGGGUUAAACGUUUCGCUGCCGUCAUCAUGCGCAUCCGCGAUCCGAAGACGACUGCGCUGAUCUUUGCCUCUGGCAAGAUGGUCGUGACUGGUGCCAAGUCGGAGGACGACUCCAAGCUGGCCAGCCGCAAGUAUGCGCGCAUCAUCCAGAAGCUGGGCUUCAACGCCAAGUUCACGGACUUUAAGAUCCAGAACAUUGUCGGCUCGUGCGACAUCAAGUUCCCCAUCCGCCUGGAGGGUCUGGCCUCGCGCCAUCACAACUUCAGCUCCUACGAGCCGGAGCUGUUCCCCGGUCUGAUCUACCGCAUGAUCAAGCCCAAGAUUGUGCUGCUGAUCUUUGUCAGCGGCAAGAUCGUCCUCACUGGCGCAAAGGUCCGCGAGGAAAUCUACACGGCAUUCGAGAUGAUCUAUCCCGUGCUGCAGGAUUUCCGCAAGGUCUAA